Messenger RNA from Adineta ricciae, 537 nucleotides. The record is from the annotation of a GenBank genome assembly. Lineage: Eukaryota; Metazoa; Rotifera; Eurotatoria; Adinetida; Adinetidae.
AUGAAGAUUGGUAUAAUUGGGCUUGGUAAAUUGGGCACUCCUGUUGCUCUAGCAAUCAGUUUGAAAGGUCACGACGUAAUGGGCCAUGAUUUGGAUCCUGCCUGUUGUCAAAAAGAAUCAUAUCCACACCGUGAAAUUGGACCCAAUGGAGAACCUUCUAUCGAGGAAACCACAAGCGAUGACAAGGCUAACUCUUUUUGCCAUAGUGUUCCUCUUCGAGCCGGUAUAUAUAAUCCAGAUCAUAACUGCGUAAAUGGUCAUCACUUCUUCUUCGCCGCAAAAUCUACUGUUUCCUCAAAUUUCACCGUGAAAAAGUCGAUCAUUCCGGCGACUGGAUCCGUUGAAAUCUGGGUCAGUUCCGGUACAGCUCUUCUCGAUUUCGGCACAGUUUUCGCCUGUUCCGGCAGGUUCCUUGCGCCGGAUUCCGACCGGAAUUGCACAGGAAAUAUCCGAUCAGUUCCUGGCCAUUUCCAGCUCGAAGUUUGCAGGAAACGGUCGGAAAACGAACCUAAUCGGCCGGAACCGACCGUGCCAUAA